Messenger RNA from Xiphias gladius (swordfish), 1750 nucleotides. It is a transcript of the gene znf706, whose product is annotated as zinc finger protein 706. The record is from RefSeq and is a predicted model, not a curated record. The transcript is spliced from 3 exons. NCBI's taxonomy places the organism in Eukaryota, Metazoa, Chordata, Actinopteri, Istiophoriformes, Xiphiidae. The coding region runs from base 105 to 335 and encodes 76 amino acids.
UGAACGCAGCGUUACCCUAUCCGUUGUGUGUGAACUGAGCAGCUGUCACACUUGUGUGUGGGCAACUAACGACACGUACUGUUAUUGCAAGAGGCUUUGCCAGCAUGGCACGUGGGCAUCAGAAGAUUCAGUCUCAGCAGAAGAAUGCCAAGAAACAGGCCGAAAUGAAAAAGGCCAAGGGUCACGAUCAAAAGACGGCAGCCAAGGCAGCUCUAGUGUUUACCUGCUCUGUGUGCAGGUCCCAGAUGCCCGAUCCAAAAACCUUCAAGCAGCACUUCGAGAGCAAGCACCCAAAAUCUCCUCUGCCCCCAGAGUUAGAGGGAGUGGAGGCAUAAACAGUCACCCUGGAUACCAAAUUGAGUUCUUCAAGGCCCUGCACCAACUCUGCACUUGUCCCAGUCUGACAGCAAUGGAUGAUUUGAUGUAAAGAACAUGAAGCAGUUAUCAUCAGUUAGGUUUUAACGGGCCAGGUUGCCUUUGAUGCAAUUUUUCCUCCCAUCCGGUCCUGUUUUUACUUGUGUAUAAAUACAUGAGGGGGUAAACCUAAACUCUGGUUUUAAUUUCAGGGUCACUGACGACCUUUAUGAUUCAAGUGGUGAAUGAAUAUUUCUUGCUUCAUUCUCACAGUUUCUCAGAACCUACUCCUCACUGCCCACGAUGUGUUGUGCACAUAGGAAUAUUUCUUGCUGCUAGCUCUUGUACCUCUUUAUCUGAAGCUUUAAUGGAUUGAGUGUCUGAUUAAACCUUUAUAGCCAGCAUGCCACAUAAGGUGAACACACAGUGUGCUUACAAAGCACAAAUUUAGAUUGGAUGGGAUAUAGACAAAAUGUUUUAAUUCUAAUUUUUAGUUUGUCACAAAUGUGACCUCAUAUGUCGUGUUAAUAAUUCUAUUUAAUUUGGCUGUGAAUGUUGAGUAUUGAAUAAAAUGGGGCCAGUGAGAUUCUUUUUCUAAUAUCAGUCCCUCCACAGCGCUGUCUGCCCUGUUGAACUGCAAUCUUUCGUCUAGUUAAUCAUAAUUUUAUGCCACGUCAUAAAAAUGUGAAAUUUUGCCAGCCAUUUCCAAGCUGCUACAUGAAUUGCAAGUUAAAAUUUAUGGGAGCUUGUCAACAACAUUUGUACACUUAGAAAAUGAAUUUAUGCUCUAAUGAUGUAUUAUAAGCAUUUUAUUAAAUUUUACUUUGUUGUAUAUCUACUUUUUUUCUUGGAAUUGUUUCUUUUGAUGGUUUUCUCUGACAGUGUUUCGUAGGAUGUAUGAUGAAGGAGACAAAUAGCACAUAGACACUGUGUCUUUCAGUAGAUAGGGAGGAUCCUUUCAAAUAAUACUAUCGGUCCAGAUGGAAGGUUUCUUUCAGACCUGUCAGUUACAGAUACUGUGUGCGCGCCUUGUUUUUCUGGUGUGGUGGACUAAAAACACGCUGUCUAGAUUUCAAGGUUUUGUUGGCCUCACAGUUCAGUAUUUUCCGUCCGUAUUGUCUGCACUUCUCUGCUGCUCUGCUCACAAAAUAAGUAUUUUAUUUUUUUUUUCCAAAUUAUGUAAAUGCGAAUCCUUCCAAGGACAUUAGCUGUCACUUACAAAUGCGCAAUAAUUAAUGAAUAAUAAUGAACAUUUCAUGCACGGUAUUGCAUUUUGCCUCCAAGGAGCCUGACUAUCUGGUUGAAGGGGAGACAUGAAGACUCAGAGAGAGUAAUUGACAUCUGACUUGGACAUCAUCCCAGGAGGCUGUGUUGAUAAUCUGUGACAUUUUUAAAU